GAGCUGCAGGUCCAGGGGGCUGCAAGGCAGUGGGGUGUGUGUGAGCGCGCGUGUGCGUGUGCACAUGAGUGUAUGUGUGUGUGUGCGCGCGCGUGGCCUCCCAGCAGCUGUGCCCCCCACCGCACCCACCGCACCCACCGCACCCACCGCCUCUGGCGCGCUGCCCCCGCCCCUGGCCAGCUGAGUGCGCCCCCCGGCCGCCGAGCUGCCUCCCCGCUCCCCAGCGCAAGCGCCGGGAGGCGACCCCUGGCGCGCCCCCGGGUUCAAAGGCCCCGCGCGGCGGCCCCAGCCCCUCCGGGGGGCGGGGAGGCGAGGGGGUGGUGCGGGCGCCAGAAAAGCCCGAGCCCACAGCCGGCCCUGCGCAGAGAUGGGCAGCGCGCUCUCAAGUGUGUGACCGCCGCCGCCAACUCCCGGCCGGGCCGGGGACGCAGCGAGCGAGCGCCGGCCUCGGACCCCGCAACUGGAGGGCGAGGCCGCUGUGCCGGGCCCAGCGCCCUUUCUCGGCCGCCGGCGUCCGUGCUCCCGGCCCGGUGCCCGAUCGGGGUUCAUGGAGCCGGGGCUGUGGCUCCUCUUCGGGCUCACAGUGACCUCCGCUGCAGGACUGGUGCCUCGCCCCCAGCCUGGGGACGCUGGCAGGAGCGGCAUGCCCGGGCCCCCCACUGCAGCCAGAUCUGAGGGGGACAUCGAGGAGAUUGUGGCCACUACUGCAGUGCAGGGUUUGAUUCCCAGACGCCCUGGGCAGGAGCAGAAACCAGGUCGGUUUGGGGAGCAGGCAUCCAAGGGGGGUCCUGUGCACCGCCGCGCGAGGCGCUGUACGUGCUUCACCUACAAGGACAAGGAGUGUGUCUACUACUGCCACCUGGACAUCAUCUGGAUCAACACUCCUGAACGGACCGUGCCCUAUGGACUGUCCAACUACAGAGGAAGCUUCCGGGGAAGGAGGUCCACAGGGCCAUUCCCGCAGAGCUCGCAGCCCUCCGAGUGGAGCCCGCGCUGCUCUUGUGUGCAGAGCCAGGACAGCGCCUGCUUGCACUUCUGCGCCCGCACCCUGGCUGUCAGCAGGAACUCAAGGACGGCAACAAAUCCUGACAAAGAAGAGUCAGCCAGCGGUGCCAACGGGGGCCUGCGUCCAAGGAGGUGAAACUGCUUUCUGAGGCGUCACACCCUUGGGGACAAGGAGGAUGUGAGGGUGGCAUGUGGUCGUGAGGACAGCCGGUGGGAGCCCCAGCACGCACGGGGUGCGGCAUCCACAGGGGACGGGGCCUUCGGUACAUUAUCUCUGGGGGCAGAGCAGGCUGGAGCUGUGGACAGUCACUGUCACUGCCCGGCCCCUGGGCAGCCACUCUCCGUCACAGAAUUGACGCCUUGCAUCCCUUGCAGCUUCGGAGCCGCGACAGCUGGCUCUGGACUUCACUGGGCCCGGCCCAGACACAGCUAGCUGGCCUGCUGCUCGGACACAACCCUCCCCCGACCCCAACAGCCCCGGCUCAACUACCCGGGCCCAGGUGUCGCCUUUUCCACAGGCAACAUGUGGUCGUUACCAAAAAAAAAAAAUCAUUUCUUCUCUGCAGCAGCUGAUUCUGGCGAGCGGUGACUUAUAGCAGCUUGGCUUGGCAGUAAGGCCCCCGUGUCCCCACAUUGGUUUUUUGUUUUUUGUUUUUUAGCCUGCUUGUCUUUGGUAUGAGAGAUUCUGAGGGUUUCUCCAGCCAGACUGGGUUUCUUUGUCAUCCUGUCAAUCAGGAAUUGUUAUGAAUGGCCCGCACAUCUCAAUGGGACGGUAAUUCAUGUCCAUAAUAAUAGCCUGGAGGUGGCUUGGGUUCCUACAGGGACUGAUCAAGGGAAGAUUAAACCGUGCUCGGUACACAGGAGGCUUUCCGAAUCAGUGCCAGCGGCUUCUCGGCAUCCAGGAAGACCCUUCGGCACCCGGAACACGAACGGAGACAGUGGCGGGGCGGGCGAGGCGGCAGAGAGAGGCCCCAGAGAGCACGAGCCAGGCCCCAGCUGGUCCCAGCCUUGCCUUUUCUGUCUCUUUCCUUUCUUGCUCUUCUCGCCCCACACCCAUACUCCUCUCGGCGAGGGCGGGGUGGGACUAAAGCCGUCCGUCCUUCCCCUCAUUUAUUCACCCCUCAUGCACCUGUGAAUCGCGCACCUGGGACGCACUGGGCACGGUUCUAGAAGUCGGGGACGGCAGGGCGUGAGGCAAAGCGUCUGGCCCUGUGGAACUUAAAUAGUGGGGGAGCGGGCAGCAAACAGAUACGGUCUCCCUCCUUAUCCGUGGGGCUACGUGCCCAGGCCCUCCGUGGACGCCUGGAACCACGGCCACCACCGAGCCUCGUCUGUACUGUGCUUUUUCCUCCACGUACACACCCCUGGGAAAGCGUGGUUUAUAAAUUAGGCACAGGAGAGAGUGACGACAAUAGCCCACCCUAGACUAGAAGCAGCAAAACAGUCUGCUGUAAUAAAGGUUCUGUGAAUGUGCUCUCUCUGGCUCAAAACAGUUCGGUCUGUACUCGGCCUCCUUGCGAGGAGGGAAUGACAAGAUGCUGUGUGGGGGGGAGAGGGAGCUGGACACGCAGGCCCGUGAUGCAGCGCGAGGCUACUGGGGACCCUCUGAGAGUGUCAGAGGCAGGGACGUCUGCUUCUGGGCCGUGGCUGACAGCGGGUGACUGAAACCAUGGCUAAGAGGGGACCACUGUACGUGAAAUAACAGAGCGAGACAGAUGAGGGACAGUAGGAAGGCAGGGUCGGGCCAGGAAGUGCUGGGGCUGGUUGUAGUUUGGGAUCUGGUGGACAGCAUGGUCUCCCUGAGCAGGUGACGUUGGCUUAGAGACCCUCAGGAAGUCAAGGGGUGAGCCAGGGGGAUGAGGAAGGGGAAGAGAUUUCAGGCAGGGACCACACUAAGUGCAAAGGUCCUGUGGUAGGAAUGUGCCCAGUAUGUUCAAGGAAGGCGAGAGAGCUGUGCACAGAGAAAGUACGAGGUUGCUUUAGCUGUUGCUCUGUUACUGUCGUCUUGACGGUCCAGAAGGUGAGGAAGGUAGCACAGGUGCUACCCCCUGGGGCCGGAAAGGUGGUUCUUCCAGGUCUUUGCGAUUCAUGUAAAGCUCCUGUAGGAAGAUUUACUCAGGAAGAAACAUCUUUUCUUAUAAGCCACGGUCCCUACUUGCCUGCAAGACUCAAGUUAGUAAUUUCCAGAUUCACAUUCUCAGAGUGGAAGCUUGCCACCGUCCCGAGCUUAUGAUAAUCGAAGCCGUGACCAGGCUGCGGGGCAGCUCCCAGAGGCCACGUCUGCUAGUGUGGUUGAUUCACACCUUCCUGGGCGGAUGGCAGGCUCUGAAAUUGCCAAGAAGCACUGGCGAGAAGGUUCAGCAAAGCAGGCAGCGGGGCUAGAGGGAGCGCGGGGGGAAGUCGCCUGUACAGGCAGUGGGAGCUCUGCGGCGCUACAUGCCUUUCUGUCUUUCACCUCUUUCUCCGGGACAGGCUGAAGUCAGGGACGGACAAAGUGAGCGGGCCUUAGGCCUCCAGCAUCAAAUGCUUCCCCGGGCAGGGCUCCUCGUUCAGCCUGUAGCUCUGCAGUUUUAGGAGCCCCCGCCAAAGCAGGCCCGCGGCACCCCGUUUCGGGGGCCUCAGUCCCUGCUCCUGCCCACUUCACAUUCCCACCUCUUGGAGGUCAAGGAAGGCGUUUUGCCCCCGGGGAGAAAAACCCAUCAAGAGGGUCCUCACUUAACAAUACCGCCCUACCCCAAGAAAGCCCCCGUCCAAAGGACCCGGUUUCUCUAAUGGGUAAAAUGAUCCCAGAUGUGCCCCAGAGCCUGACGCCCGUGGCUCGGGUUUCAUGCAGGAAAUUGUUUUUGGAGUGGUAGGGCACGUUGGAAAGCCACUUGCUAGCUUUCUCCUUCUCCUGGAGGAGAGGUGGGCUCUGAGCUGGCUUUGCACACGUGAACGCGCAUCCUCUUGUACGCGACGCAGCGGGUGGUGGGAGUAUGUGACACUCACGUCCUGACAUGGGGCGGCCCCGCGGUGGGAGCCGGGAGGGCGCUGGGCGUCGAUUCUGGGUGCAGGUCGUAGCUCUGCGGAGUUGAGGACUGUGAAGCUUAUCGGAUGUAGACAGAUUUUCAGCUGUGUGUGGUGCCCACCGGAAAGAAUAGAUCUUAGAAAAAAGAACGA
Mustela lutreola (European mink) is the source of this 4164-nucleotide messenger RNA. It is a transcript of the gene EDN3, whose product is annotated as endothelin 3. Bases 548 to 1141 code for a protein of 197 amino acids. Gene Ontology annotation, molecular function: hormone activity; endothelin B receptor binding. The transcript is spliced from 4 exons. Gene Ontology annotation, biological process: intracellular calcium ion homeostasis; regulation of systemic arterial blood pressure by endothelin; regulation of vasoconstriction. The record is from RefSeq and is a predicted model, not a curated record. Gene Ontology annotation, cellular component: extracellular region. Lineage: Eukaryota; Metazoa; Chordata; Mammalia; Carnivora; Mustelidae.